Messenger RNA from Numida meleagris (helmeted guineafowl), 615 nucleotides. Its product is annotated as zinc finger X-linked protein ZXDB-like. The coding region runs from base 1 to 468 and encodes 155 amino acids. The record is from RefSeq and is a predicted model, not a curated record. NCBI's taxonomy places the organism in Eukaryota, Metazoa, Chordata, Aves, Galliformes, Numididae. The transcript has 3 exons.
AUGAUUGCACUUAAGAAAAGCAGCCCGACAUCUGAGGAGGGGGGAAAUCACGUCGGGCUUGCAAGACACGGAGCCCGCUUGUUGUAUUAUUUUCUGCUCUAUAGGUCUCGAGCGUUCCGCGGUGGGCGAGGAGCGGGCGGGCUGACGUCACGGGCUGCCGGCAGCGGCGGGCAGCGGCGGGCAGGGAGCGGCGGGCAGGGCCGGGCAGGGGGCCCGGGCGGAAGGCAGGCGGCGAGGAAGCUGCUCCUCCUGACACCCGGGGCGGAUCCUAUUGCCGCCCCGUCCCCGAUUACCCCCGCGGCGGAGCGGAGCCGGCCCCGCGUCGUGCCUCCCUGCCGGCGGCAGCAGGAGGGGUCGGGGCGGCCAAGGACGGACGGCCGCCCGCAGCCCGGCCCUGCCCGCGCCGCUGCGCCCAAUGGCACCGAUCAACUGACGGCAGUGCCCUCGUGUAACCGGCAGCGGACAUAGCGCGGGUUUGCCUUUGAGGCGACAUCCGCGGGUGGUAAACGGGGAUGCCCCUGCGGCGGGCCCGGGUGCGAUUUGCUUUCAGAGGGAAAUAAACAAGAAAACAAAUUAAAAGGGAGAAAAGAAAAAGGGAAGGAAGAGGAAAAAAAA